GUUUGAAAGGGAGUUGAGUCCUCAAGCCCCUCCCCAUCGAUUGUGCAGAGCGACGGUGUUUUAAUUUCAUUGUUUGAGGCGAGCGACGCCCCGCACAGACCGGCGGAGAUCAAACGCAUCGUACGGCUAGUCCGUUUUUCUCAUGGAAAUCACAACCUACCACCCGGUCGCACGUGGAGUUUUACACAUGCUAAGGAAAUAAACAUCGGCUACGCACUGCGCCGAAACUCAUCAGAAGGGACUAUGUUCCACAGCCCGGUCGUGUUCAGUGGGUAUGCACGUUUCGUCUUCCUUGGAGGCUAGAAAAGUAGUUGGAGAAGCAGAAAGUGGCGGCAGUGGUGGAAGUGCGCCGAAUGUGCUUGCUCCGUGCAGAUUUCGCCAUGCACGGUGUUUGCCCGUAGCGCGAAAGAAGCGGUGCGUUUUGCUGAAAAACCCAGAAUGAGUGACUUAUUUUCCAGCUCCACGUCGGGUUGGUAGACUUCACAUCACAUUGGCUCGUCUGGAUUGUCAUUGAUUUGCAAGAUUUGUGCAGGAACGGAUUCACUUCGCCUCUAGGGCAGUUUUCAAAAAUGCUUCCAUGGAUGGUCCUCAGCGUGUUGCUCUGUGUCUACCAUGCCCAGGCAACAUGCCCAGCCGGCUGCGAGUGUUCCGAGGCAGCCCUGACGGUUAAAUGCGUUUCGAAAGAUCUCCAGGAUAUUCCGAGUGGCAUCCCAGGUUACACCAGGAAUCUGUUCAUCACGGGCAACCAGAUCAGCCGUAUCGGACCCGAAUCCUUUAAAGGACUGGAUAAUGUGACAACUUUAUCGCUUAGCAAUAACAGGAUCUCUGUGAUUGAAUCCCACACGUUCACUGGUCUGCGUAGCCUCCGCUCCCUGGACCUGAGUGGCAAUCAGCUGGCCACCAUUCACCCUGAGGCAUUAUCCGUGCCAAGCCGCGCACUGCGCGACCUCAACCUCAGCCGCUCGCUCUACAACCACACAUCUGUCAAAGACCUGGCCACCUCGCUGCGCUGGAGCACGCUGGGAAACCUCCAGGGGCUGGACCUCAGCGGCAACGGCCUCAUCUACCUGCCCGACUACAUCUUCUCGCACCUGGGCAGCCUGCGUCGCCUGCAGCUGGCCAACAACUCCCUGGUGGCCAUCCAUAACGGAACUUUCCUGGUCCUGGAGCGGCUUGAGGAGCUGGACCUCAGCCUGAACGCCUUCCGCACCUUCCGCGAGGAGGCCCUGCAGGAGCUCGAUCGCCUGCCCUGGGCGAGGCUCCAUCUGGGGCUGAACCCGUACACGUGCACCUGCGGGAUCGAGCCCUUCGCCGCCUGGCUGAACGAGUCGCAGGCGCGCGUGGCAGACUUGGAGCGCCUCGCGUGCGCCUUCCCCGCGGCCCUGCGAAACACCUCCAUCCUGGGGGUGUCCGAGGUGCCGCUGGGGUGUCACCGGGCCGGCGAGGGGUCCGACCUGGCCCUGCAGACAUCGUAUGUGUUCCUGGGCAUCGUACUAGGCUUCGUGGGGCUGAUGUUUCUCUUUGUGCUCUACCUGAACCGUAAGGGCAUCAAGAAGCGCGUCUAUGACAUGCGGGACGCCUGCAGCGAGGUGUGGGAGGGGUAUCAUUACCGCUACGAGAUUGACUCCGACCCGCGGCUCUCUAACAUCUCCUCGAGUGCAGAAGUGUGACGCUCAGAUUUAACAAACACUCUCCGGCUGAGCGUAUGUGGACAUGUGGCCGUUGUUGAUGUUUGUUUGUUUGUUUGUUUGUUUGUUUGUUUUUUUAUUGCAUUUUUACCAUGGUGGAGAUCAGUGAAAAAUAUGUGCCAUAUGUUGUGUAUAUAUAGAUCUAUAUUGUUACUAUGAUCAGUAGGACAUUUUCCACAGGAGCAUGCACUGCCCGAAUGCUUUCAGUGUUACUUAAUACAUGGUUAUGCCCUGAUGAGCCUACAUUCAGACAUGCACGCGCACACACACACACACACACACACACACACACACGAUGCAGAUACACAACUACAGUUUGGCUAACAGAAAUGAACUUAUAGAGUAGUCAAUUUAUUUUCAUUGUCUAAUGGGCCAGAUCUUUGCACUCGCGUUCUGUGAAAUAGCUGUUAAGUGCCUUGUUCCCACGAUGGGUUAGGAGGAAAAGAAGUUGCAGGUGAAGACUAUAGGAUGCCUCCCUCUUCACUGAUAUGCACUAUAUCACAUGAAGAUAAUCGAGUUAGGGGAGUGGGGAUCUGAAGAGGUGGGUAUCACCAGGAUGUUGCCUAUGAAAAACCACUUUCUUUCUUUCUCUUUUUUUUUUCUUCUUUUUUUUUUCUUCUUCAAAGCACAUCUGUUGGCUAUAAGCACCAGGGCAGUCCCUUUGGACUAGUGUCGCCCCAACCCCAGGGAUCCUGGAAGGAAUCUGUGCAGCUUAUUCCUCAUAGCAUUCCAACACCCGGAGAACGUCUCCUAAGAUGUCCGAAGGCCUUGGCACAGAGUUUUUUUUCUUUCUUUCUUUCUUUCUUUCUUUCUUUUUUUCCUCCCAAGACCAUUUUUUGCUAGGGAAGGGAGUGGAAAGGAUAGAAAUGUUCAGUGCAUAACCAGUGAUGGAAAUCACAAGUCCUCUCUCUUCCUCUAUCUCUCUCUAUCUAUCUAUCUAUUUAUCUCUCUCUUCCCCUCCCUCCUUCCUUCUCUUUGCAAAGCUUUUUGCUUUGUUUUUAUUCUCUCCAGUUUUUAUUGUCAGGAUGAUGAGAGCCAGUCCCCCCGGCCGGGGCUGCUGAAACUGAUCCCUUUCUCCUCAAAAGACAACAGACGCUUUUGCAGAGAGGGAGGGAGAGAGAGAAGGAGGGAGGAAGCGAGGGAGGGAAAGAAUGAGAGAGAGAGAACUCUUUGAAGGGGAGCCUGGCCUGGUCUGUCAUAAGCACAGCAGCUUUUUCUGUUUAGGGGUAUGGGGGGGGGGGGACUUUGCAUUGAUAAGAUACAGAUGAUCCCGUCUCACUUAAGGGUUUCCUUCCUGCACAGUGGGGGGAAGCACUCUCUAGCUCAACUCUCUCACUUCAGCUCACUGGCCUACGCAGUGCUGCAAGCCAACAUUUGGACUUUGGUAAUGUGCAUUAAAAUGUACAUGUGCCACAUAAUUUUGUUUUACGAAGUAUGUAAAGUAAACAUAUACAAAAAGUGAUGUUUCGGAAUGGUCCUUUUUUAUGAACUGUGUAAUGAAAUUGCUCUUAUUCGCUGUAUUGUAUAGAACUGCAAAUUCCCUAGGCAGUCGGGUUUUUUUUUCAUUGUGGGCUCUGGAGUACUUAAUAAUCUAUGAAGUGUCACGGCAACUGCGUCCACUUAUCCAAGAUGGAUAACACUUUGUGGCAGGGCAUUUUAAAGCAGAGAAGUUUCCUGAAAAGCCUGUGUAGUCUUCCAGUAAGUAUCUAUUCGAUAAGCAUGUUAUUUUAUUCCUUUUCUCCAGUACAGAUCUUCACAAUCUGAAGAACAUUACUCACUAAGGCAUGGUUACCUUUAAAGUUAUGUUUGUGUCUUGUACACCCUUUAAAAUAAAGCCUGUACUGUAAAUGGCAGUCAAGAGCAUCAAAGUCAAUAUGAUGCUGCUUGUAGAAGAGGGAGAACUACUUUGGAGUUCACAUUGCCUAUGCAAGUUAGCGCUAAGAAAGGGAGUAAAUAGCUGGGGAAGUGAAGGAUGGGAGAUUAAACAGUGUGGCCUCAAAAGGAGAUCAGUCACGUCUCGUCACAAGAUCUGAGGCUGCUGUGGUGUCACACUGACAAUCUCAUGCAUGGUCACGAUUGGUCAAAUCAGGCCAUUGUGUUUGUAUUUGCUUGGUCUGGUCAUUUCCGUAGGCAAUUUUUUCUGCUUGCUGACAAUAAAAAAAAUGUUUUAAAACUA
Molecule: messenger RNA, 3864 nt
Organism: Clupea harengus (Atlantic herring)
Lineage: Eukaryota; Metazoa; Chordata; Actinopteri; Clupeiformes; Clupeidae
Gene: tpbg1b
Product: trophoblast glycoprotein 1b
Biological process (GO): negative regulation of canonical Wnt signaling pathway
Cellular component (GO): plasma membrane
Molecular function (GO): protein binding
Source: RefSeq, a predicted model, not a curated record